Molecule: messenger RNA, 471 nt
Organism: Grammomys surdaster
Lineage: Eukaryota; Metazoa; Chordata; Mammalia; Rodentia; Muridae
Product: interleukin-3-like
Exons: 5
Coding region: 1-471 (156 amino acids)
Biological process (GO): immune response
Cellular component (GO): extracellular region
Molecular function (GO): growth factor activity; interleukin-3 receptor binding
Source: RefSeq, a predicted model, not a curated record
AUGGUUCUUGCCAGCUCUACCAUCAGCAUCCUCUCCAUGUUGCUCCUGCUCCUGAUGCUCUUCCACCAGGGACUCCACGCUCCAACCAGAAUGUUGAACUGCAGCUCUAUUGCCAUUGAGAUUAUGGAGAAUCUCCCAAAACUUGAACUCACUGAUGGUGAAGACAUAGCCAAUCUGCAGAAGCCGGAAAUUCGGAGAACAAACCUGAUCCAAUUCCUAAAAAGCUCAGAGACAUAUUUUCAUGACAAACCCGGCAUCCGGUCCAAUCUUGAGAAACUUAAGUGUUGUCUGCCUGCAUCUGUGAAUGUCUCUAAGAAGUCAGCCAUUGGCUAUGGUGAUGAGGAUGACUAUAAGAAGAAACUGAGAUACUUUAUGAGCCAACUUAGAAAUCUGCCACCAGUGCCAGUCUCUGGACCACCUCAGCCCACAUCUGGCUCCAUCACUUCUCACCUUGAGACCGAGGAAUGUUAA